UAAAACAAGAAUAGGAGCUCAUGAAGUUUUUUCCUUCAGGAUCUGCAAAAAAUCAGCCAAUAGCUGUUCAGUAGCUAGUAAAUUCGUUAAGGAAGCGAUUUGGAAUCUCAGAGUCGAGGGACUAUAUCACAAAACAUUUUUCGUUUCCACUUAACUGUUUUUGUAUUUGACUAAAACGAUUCUUUUUAAUGAAGUUCAGGGCACAGCAUUGAGUUCAAUUAUUCAUUGAGAUGCUGCAUUCUUUCUUUUACUUAGUUUCAAAUAUUGAUUAUUUAUUUGUGCUCGAUUUAAUUAAGUUCGAAUCAAUAUGACAAUACGAUGAAAUGUGCACGUCUCCACUAUUUAACUAAAGAUCGGUUUGAAGGAGCGAUUUCACUCCAAUAGGUAAAUAUUAUUUUAAUUAUUUCUAUUGCGUAUACUUGGAGUAUAGUUUGAUUUUGUAAAUAGCACCUAGUCAAAUUUUUAGUCUUGUUUUUGUCUAUGAUUGUAUUGCGUAUUAUAGAAGUUGAAAAUCCGGCUAUUGAUACGGUUUCUGGUUCACCAGAAGUAACAACCUCACACGAACAAAUUUUGAGCCAACAUUCUAGUGUAUUAACGUCAAAUAAUGGAUCAUCCGAAUUCUACUCAUUUCUUCGACAAAUAUCAUUCAAGACAAAAUUAUAAAAAACCAUAAUUUAUUAAAUCUUCCAGUCAUCACCUUGAAUCCUGAAGUAGCGUUGCCUCAGCCGCGUCGAAAAAAAAUUACAGUGAUUCACCCAAACAUAAAGAAAUUGUCGUUCAAUUUACAACAGAACACACCAGAACACAUACAUGAAGCAUCGGCUCCACCAACGUCAUCAGUCAGAUCUUCAGCUUCCAAUAACGUAUUAUCAAUUAUUAACAAUUCAUUUAUACAAUCACAAGUUCCCCGUGUAUCGAGAGCGAUAAAUGGAAUUAAGAACAUGGGCAAUAGUUGUUAUUUCAACGUUACUAUCCAAUUGUUAGCUGCCACCGAGCCUUUGUUAUAUCAUAUUCGAAAGCGAUGUCAUUCGGAAGAAUCGGAAGCUUUUUGUUGGCAGUGUCAUGUCGAAACAUUGAUCACUGGUGUUCACAAUCCAUCCGAUAUCCAGCAAUCUGUUAUUCCAAAUGGGAUUUUACUGUCACAUGCUCGACUAUUAAUGAAAAGUGUACAAGCCAUGGCUAUGGAGAAACCAAUAUGCGAGCAGUUUCCUCAUUCUCAAGAAGAUGCCGGUGAAUUUUUGCAAUUAUUGUUGAACAAAAUGGUAAUUGACGAUGAAACGUGCCACAAAUCAAUAUCAGACUCCAGUGCAAGCAGACCAUCCAUUGACCAAGCCUUCGGUCUGUAUCUUUUUGAUAAAAUUCGAUGUCCACAUAAAACAAACGGCCAACAAUGUCUUUCGUCGUACAAUUCUUCACCACAACCCCAAUUGAUUCUUCCAUUGCAUAUUACAUAUAAAAUUCGAAUAAAUAAUAAGGAAGUUACAAGCCGUCAUGCUACGCUUAGUGAUUGCUUGCGCCACUUUUUUGACAAUGAAUUGGUUUGUGAAUUCAAAUGUCAUGAUUGUAAUAACUUGGGAAAACUAAAACAAACAUGUAUUUCGCGCACCUCGCCAGCAUUAAUUUUACAUUUAAAAAGAUUUGACAACCAAGGUGACAAAUUAUCGUGCCCAAUUAAAUUUCAAGAAACAUUAAAUAUGAACGAUUUUUGUAAUCAUAGUCAAUCAUUAUCUUCAUCAUAUGAGUAUUUAUUAUACGCUGUUGUUGUACAUUAUGAUAUAAACGUCGCCUCGGGUCAUUACGUUAUUUAUAUCAAAAUGAAUGAAAAGAAGUGGAUAAAAAUUAAUGACAGUGAAAUAGCCGAUGUAGAAGUCGAACAAGUUUUGAGCGAGAGACAAAAUGCGUAUUUAUUAGCCUACAUUCAAAAAUCAUUUAUUAUGACAGAACAACAGCAAUAUCAGUCACAAAUUGAAGCUGGAAAUAAGCAGCAACAAUCAUCAAAGAACGAACAUAUCGUACAACAACAACCAAAAUCAUCGGAACGUUACAAGUGUCAAAAUCACGGUUUUGGUGAUACACCUGUUCUGGUUCGGCAUUCUCAAAACAUCCCUAAACAAAGAAUUCCGAGACUUCGACAAGACAUAGCUCCAUUAUACAAUCUGAAACGAUCGUCCACUAAUUUUGAACAAAAGGAUUUGCCAAAACAUGAUUCAGAUGUUCUAUAUAGCGAUGACGUACAAGGUAUGAUGAAAGAAGCAUUUUUCCUGCUCCAGAAAAGCAAAAAAAGUUUCUUUCUUUUAGAUAAUCAAGACAUGUUGGAAAUAACACCAAAGAAAAACGACAAAAAACGAAGGAAGAUUAGCUCACCGACGAACGAACACAUGGAUUGUGAAAAUGACGAAUCGAUAUCAAAGAUUCAUUCUAGUAAGUUUUGUUUGUUGAACGUGUCCACUGUAGUGUUUUAUUUUCCAAUACACGCUGCCAGGUUUCGAAUUAUUAUUUAAACUAAGGAAGCAGCGGAUGAGUUCAGGAGGUGGGAACAUCGAUUAUCAGUUAUUCUUUGAAUAAUUGAUUUUUGGCGCUGUAUUUAGAAAAGAAUACCUAUCUGCCCCAUAUCUAGGGGAUUCUCGAUACCGAUACUUAAGCGGUAUCGGUAUUGAGCGUUUGAUACCAACCUCUGUAUCGUAUCGAUAAGUAUCGAAAUUUUUUCAAUCAAUUAUGGAAGUGUCGAACUAUUGCAUCCGGGUCGAUGAAGCUUAAGGACAAGUGAACCAAAAAGUUUUUUCGUUCUUUCUUUUUGAGUUCUUGAACAAAGAGCUCCCAAGGACCUCAAAACAAAAAAAAAUACUUAGAUACAACAAAAAUCAAUACAAAUACAAUAAAAAAUCUUUUUUUCAACUUAUUUGUUUUUAAAGUUUACCUUUCAAAAGCAUCAAUUCGUUUACUGUCUUAGGAUCUAGUGAAGAUCUUUCGUUUCUUAUCAAAUAGCCGCUUAAGCUGAAACAUGAUUCUGAUGGUACGCUUGUAGCAGGUACACAUAAAUACCGUUGCGAAUAAUCGUCUACAACAAUGAAUUUUUGCUAUAUCAAUGACUAAAUAGAUCAAGUAGACGAAAUAAAGGAAGAUAAAGAUACGAUAUAUACGUAUGUUGGAGGAGAAAUUAAAAUUUAGGAAAAUUUUAAAUUUUAAUUUCUCUUAGAAGAAAUUGAAAUUUCAAUUUGUACUGUAACUUCAAAUUUCACUUUCUCUUAGGAUAAAUUAAAAUUUUAGUUUUUCCUACAGGAUAAUUUUAAAUAUUCCUGAAUACAUAGUAUAAAUUUUAUUAAUUCGUCCUUCGCCUGAAAAAUACAUUAUUAAAUUCAAUUAUAAAUCUUUGCGCUACAUACCUCUAACCAUGUCUUGUCUCGACCGUGAUGGCCAACUCUUUCAUGACAUUCUUUAAUUUUUACGUACUUUUAAGCACCCAGAAUUUUAGUUGAGAAUCUCCCCAACCAUCUUGGAGAACCAAAAUUAUAUCAUCAUACAAUGACUGUCUUAUACAAAAUUUAUCUUGAAACUUGUGAUUUAAACCUUGGAUACGAUUAUCAAGUAAUUUAUAAAAGUCUUCCAUAUUAAUAAGAACGUGAUACGAGAAGACCUACUUGAGUAAUGCGCGCA
Molecule: messenger RNA, 3654 nt
Organism: Didymodactylos carnosus
Lineage: Eukaryota; Metazoa; Rotifera; Eurotatoria; Philodinida; Philodinidae
Source: the annotation of a GenBank genome assembly